AUGAGAAGAUCGCUUUUAAUUCCGUUUGUACAAAUUUUUAUUUUUGUGUUGUUUACAAAUUACUUUGAAUCAACAAGUGCAUUAAGUCUAAAGGCUGGAGCCUCCAACCCUUAUGACUCUAAUUCUGAUUCUGAUUCUGAUUCUGACUCAGAUCCCAGUUCACAGAGUACUGCACAUCCCACAUUAAAGAAAACUAGCAAGAAAAAAAUUAAAAGAAAGGGUUAUUCAGGAUUUGAUAAAACGGGACUUAGUAGUUCACUUUUAAGAUAUUUAGAACAGAAAGAAAAUGAAAGGCGUAAAGAAGAUGGUGAUGAUGAUGAUGAUGAUGAUGAUGAUGAUGAAAACAAGCAAAGAGAAAGAGAGAGAGAAAGAGAGAGAGAAAGAGAGAGAGAAAGAGAGAGAGAAAGGGAGAGAGAUAGAGAUAGAGAUAGAGAUAGAGAUAGAGAAAGAGAAAGAGAAAGGGAAAGAGAAAGGGAAAGAGAAAGAGAUAGAGAUAGAGAAAGAGAAAGAGAAAGAGAAAGAGAGAGGGAAAGAGAAAGAGAGAGGAGGGAAAGAGAAAGAGAGAGAGAAAGAGAGAGAGAAAGAGAGAGUGAACAAGGUAGAACUCAAAGUAGUUCUGCUCCACGCCCAGGAUUCCCCGCAAGAGGUGGUGUUUCCUCCGGUUCUUCGUCAGUUGCUAUUGCUAGAAAAUUAAUGGCAACUCUAGGUGGAAGUCCACGACCUCAAAUACCACCAAAACCAACAUUUUUAACCAGUUCAGGGGAGGGUUCCCAACAAUCUGCUUCAUUGUCACCUCCCCCACCCCCACCACCACCCCCACCACCACCACCGGCACCUACAUAUCCUCUUCCCUCUUCACUAAGUUCUCCGGGUGAAUCAGGACUCGGUUCUGACGAUUUCCCCCCGCCUCCUCCACCUCCACCACCUCUACCACCUCUACCACCUUCCGCACCAUCUCAAUAUCCAUCUCUUCCUCCUCCCCCAUACCCUACUUCUCAAUCACAAGUUACACUUCCAAUGCCGAUGCCAAUGCCGAUGCCAAUGCCAACUCCAGUUCCAGCUCCAGCUCCAGCUCCAAGUUCAUCCGGUAUCAAGCUUCAAGUUUGA
This is a messenger RNA of Cryptosporidium ubiquitum, 1107 nucleotides long. RefSeq lists its product as uncharacterized. The coding region runs from base 1 to 1107 and encodes 368 amino acids. The record is from RefSeq and is a predicted model, not a curated record. The transcript is spliced from 4 exons. Lineage: Eukaryota; Apicomplexa; Conoidasida; Eucoccidiorida; Cryptosporidiidae.